AUGACCUCUCGCCAAGGCACUGCCGGCAGCGCAUCCAGGUCAACGAGUUUUCCGAAGAAAAGCAUCCUCGCCGGAACGCGGCUAAAGUUUUUCGGUCCAACGCUCGACGAAUCGUUGCUGUACGGGAUUGAUCGCUUGAUUGAUUCGUUGUGGCAAUCAGCAACCACCACAGCGCGUCAUUCUUUCGAAUCGGAUGAGCAAAACUUAAGUCUCUAUCAAUCGUGCGAAACACUACCGAUCGAAACGGAUCUAGCCGGAAUCACAACGGAACACAGCCCGCAAUCUAAAUCACUCUUUCCGAAGCUCUCGCAAGAUGAAAUGGACUACCUCUUGAACGCCAUCGAACAGUCCAGGCGGAAAUCAACAUCGAACCGUAGAACCAAGGAUACCAAACCGACCGCGACCCGCGAUGCAUCAACGCAACCACAGCUACGCCAAACGCGCUGGGCCGUAGCGCGGAUAAACGAGUACGAUGAUGGAGCGAAAACUUACGAAAUUAUAAAAUCGCUCGAUGAAAAACGACUCCCCCGGGAUGCCAUUCCGACGGGUACGGAAAUCGUGUUUGCGGUGCUGAAAAAUGGAGCAUCGCUUUGCGAUCGAGGGAAAGAUCUUCGCGCGGCGUGCCGAUCUGGUCGGGUCUGCGAUACGAUACUUGAUCCAUUCCUUCGCCACCUCCGUCCAUCAGUUCCCCCUUUGGGGCUCCCAACAAAUCUCACCGAUUGAUCGUUAUGGUCCGAGCGCGAAUCAAUUCACAUCGUGAUCGCGCCCGUGUCCGUGAGUGUGUGUUGUGAUUCAGGCGUGAUUCAUCCCAUUCAGUGACUCGUGGUGACAACACACGGUGACCAAAAAGGGGGGGGGGUGAGCUUGCCCCUAACCAUCCUCCCCCCGGGUGACUUAUGUACGGCGAUCGGACCGGAGUCUUAAUUAAACUCAAUAACCCUCUCUCUUUCGCUCGCUCGCUCGGGGGGUGUGACGACGCCAAAAGCUUCGAUGACUCACCCUUCACUGCUGGCUGGGCGGCUAGCAUGGGGAGCUUUGCUUUGCGGGGCGAAAUCGGAUACUACUACGCCGGCAAGUGUGACGAACAGCGGGUUAGCCCAUAAUUAACACCACCAUUCAGGAUCGAUUCGUGUCGCCCUGAUCGGUGGUUUCGGUGACAUCAAGUCACCAAACCAAAGGCGCAUAAGUCGCUGCUGCUGCUGCUGCUGCUGCUGCUUCGGUUGCGGCUUGUUCCAAUCAUAACUAAUUUAUGCACCGCAACCAGCAGCAGCCAGCCAGCCAGCCAGCCAACCAGCCAGAGCACAGAUUAGCUCAUCGGUGGGCACCUUCAGACCAUCGAGGCCCGAGCAGGGACCCCCGCUUGGCUGGACACGACGCGAGCCACGGCUCGAGAGUGCGACGAUGCCAGAUGACAUCACGAGCGCGAUCGCGAUCGUGAUCUCUAUUGGCGAUCUCUUUUACCCCCAGGUGUCCGGCUUCAGGGUGUCAAUGGUGCACUCCGAGUCGCACUAACGGAGUGUGUGCGGAGUAGAGAGGAAUGUCGCAUCCUCGGUUUGCUGGAUAA
Molecule: messenger RNA, 1564 nt
Organism: Anopheles aquasalis
Lineage: Eukaryota; Metazoa; Arthropoda; Insecta; Diptera; Culicidae
Source: RefSeq, a predicted model, not a curated record